Marchantia polymorpha subsp. ruderalis is the source of this 5147-nucleotide messenger RNA. The record is from the annotation of a GenBank genome assembly. Lineage: Eukaryota; Viridiplantae; Streptophyta; Marchantiopsida; Marchantiales; Marchantiaceae.
CGAAAUCGCGCUGGGAAGAAGAGGAAGAAGCUCGAGCCCAGGAACUGGCGACUGGAUCGGGAGCUGCGGGAGAUGCCAUGGCCCCCACAGAAUUGGGCCGGGCCGCUAUCAUCAUGCUCCGAUGGCGCCUCUGUUUUGUGCAGCUCAGGGACGCAGUCGGACUCUACGAGAGUGUUGGACUGGGCGAGUGGCCGAGCGCGAGAUGGGAGCCAGAGCUGCUCGAAGCGGUCGCUAGUACUUGGCCAUGAGCUACGGUGGCGAACAUGAAUGUGGAAAUGCCGGCGUAUGAUGAUUGAAGGCGGACGGGCAGCGAGAUUGCAUCCUCCGAGGCGAGGGGAGGAGGCUUUGCCAUGAAUGGCGUGGCGGAGCAAUGGUGCCCAGCAGCCACUCGUGCAUCUCCGGGCUCCUUUUGUUCUACACAUUCGUGGAGAAGGAGGUGGAGGCAGCACGGGCCGCAGUCUGCAGCAGCAGCAGCAAAAGCAGCGGGGAUCGAGUUUAAACGACGGCCUUCAUUGUCGUCGAAUCACCAGCUGCAGGUUUUCGAUGGUUCAAGCCGUCGUGCUAGAUUCCAAAAAUUCGACGAUCACAACUGCUGUGGGCAGUCUGUUAAUUUAGGGCGUGCCUUCGUUUGUGGAAGUCACAGAAGGUCCACCAAGAGCAGCAGCAAGGAGGAGGCUGUUUACACGGAAUCUUGUAGAAAUUGUCACCAAAGGCCCAGCAGCAUUGUCAGUGCUCCGAUGGCUAGCGCCUCCAUCCCAUUUUUUCCUCCUUGUACUUCUCCUCCGACGUCUGAAUUUGGGGGAGAUUUGCCGCAAAGCCUGACAUUGGGAGCAGGGCGGAUGUCAAAGCCAGGUGAAAACUCUUACCGGGUGGAUAACGUCCGGUCCCAGGAAGCGUUGGAAGAUUCGAUUUGGAAGAGGGAAAAUUCGGAGAGUGUGCUGCUGCUGCGUGAAUUGCAGGUCAGGAUAACACGGAAUUCGCAGAGCCAUGGCGGCGCAGGUUGCAAUGUACAUAAAAGCUUCGGAGAUGAAGAGAGAAAGCCGGGGGAUGAUGCCUUCAGUCAUGCGCUGGGACGAGGAGCUGCUGGUGGAAAUUCAGAACUUGGUUUGCACUUCGUAGUAGCCAAGAGCUGGGUUGGAUGUCCUUCCUCUUGUGUUCCAGUCACUACGAUGAUGAUUUCUCCUGCAGGCACUCUGGGUCGCAAAAACCCUCUGGGUUUUAGCCACUUUCUCAUGUCGAGGAAGGGUUCUGACGUUGCUGGCUCGCGAUCUCACCGACGGGCAUUAUGUGUCUCAGCAACUGCGGAGAGUGCUUCAGAAAUCUCACUGGAAAGUGAGGAGAGUCAAGAUUCUCCUCCUUCUGAUGCACUCGAUUCCGGGAGUGUUCCUAAGAUAAGAAAACCGAAAUCCAUGCGAAAUAUUCAAGCAGCUGACGAUAUUCAAGUAUUGAACGGCAGGCGAUCUGGAACAGAUCCCUGGUUCUCCAAAUCUCAUGAGCACACAGGAAGUUCCAAAAAGUUUCGAGAGAGUAUUAUGCAAAAAUCCAUUCAGCGGUUGAAAUCGGAAGUUGACAAGAGCAACAAGGAUCUAGAGCAGUCUAGCACACGGCCUUCGUUUUCCGACAAGAACGUGCGAGCUCCGGUCUGGGCAGUCGGGGGAAAAUCGAGGACUGUGGUUCCUCGGAGGCAAGCGCGAGACACACAAAGUUCACAUCCGCAAACAGCAACUGUGUACUCAAUUUUGCAAGCAUUGGAUAAAAUAUCAAACUCGAAAGGAAUUGCAAGCUUGAUGGAGCAGUACACUGGAGAACUGAGUACGCAGGACUUGAAACAAGUUUUAACCGAGCUCGGAACAUCACCUGAAAGGAACUGGGCGAAGGCCUUGCAAGUGUUUGAUUGGGCACAUGCCUCCAGUGUGUAUAGUGUGGAUCCUAGCAUGUACCACACCAUGCUCCUUCUUCUGGGCAAAGCGAAGAAGAUGGAGAUUGCCGAACUGCUUUUCGAUCGAAUGAAGCAGGACGGAUUGACUCCUGGGCUGUACGAGUACACAGCUUUAGUUUCCGGUCACGUAAGAACUGGAAGCUUGCAGAGAGGGAUUGCCGUCCUCAAUCGAAUGAAAUCAGCCGGUAUUCGCCCUUCGGUCGCUACAUAUAACAUCUUGGUGGAUGGAUGUUUGAAGGUUCCCAAAGGAUUUGAAAUUGCCAGUUCCUUGCUGGAGCAAAUGAGAAAAGAUGACCUUCGUCCUGACAGAGUGACUUAUACUACUAUGAUCAUCGUGUACAGCCGGAAGGGUCACCACAAGGAGGCGAUCAAUAUCUUUCGGGAAAUGCUAGAACAGGAUUGUCAUCCCGAUAUUCUCACCUACAAUGCUGUUUUGAAUGCCCACGGCAAACUUGGAGAUAUACAGGGCAUGCUACACGUCCAUCAGUCAAUGGUUGCUCAACAGGUGGAUCCAGAUACUGUCACAUUUAACAUAAUACUCAGUGCCCUGGCCCGUGCUGGCCGAACAAAAGACGUCGUUCGCUUUUAUCGACUCAUGCGAAAGAUACGUGUAACACCAGACGUGACCACCUGUUCCAUCCUCGUCAAUGCAUAUGGGAAAGUUCGUGAGUGGAAGGAACUGGACUCCCUUCUUGCUGAAAUGGAAAGUCUAGGACUCCAACCGGAUUUAGCAGUUUACAAUUCUCUGAUUAGUAUCUAUGGGAAAGCAGGUCGUUUUGAGCAAGUGGACCUCUUAACCAAGUCACUUCACAGCUCCAACAAUAUUAAAUUUGAUCUGAUUACCUACAACACACUCAUUGACGUGUUUGGGAAGGCUGGCCGUCUGAGUGAUGUGAUCAAGUGGUUCUCAGACAUGAGGAAGCGAGGAGUAAAACCGGAUGUUAGAACUUUCAAUGCCUUAGUCCACGCCUACGGCCGAGCUUCGCAGUACGACGGGGUCCGGGAGGUACUGGACCUUUUUCUCGCCGAUGGAAGUAAACCAGAUUUGGUAUUCUAUCAUACCCUUCUGUUCAUGUUCGGAAAGGGUGCAAAGUACGACGAUGCAUGGCGAGUGAUCGAAGAUAUGAAGGCUGAAGGUUACACUCUGAGCCUUGAGAUAUAUAAUUCUCUCCUCCUCGUGUUUGGCAGGAGUGACGCAGACGAGGCAAUGAAAGUUUUCAAGGACAUGAUUGCUUCGAAAGUAACUCCGAACUCUAACACUUUCAAGGUUCUCAUUGAGGUACAUGCAAGAAAAGGAAAAGUGGACGAAUGCCUAAGUAUAUACAAGACGUCCAUGGAAUACCUUCCUGAGCAGGUGAAUGAAAGCGUCCUGAGCUCGUUACUCGGAGCUUGCUGUAACAUGAGACGAAUUGAAAAAGCGGAGGAAAUAUUAUCACAGCUAGAGAAAAAGCGAUUCAGCGUAUCACUAGCCUGCUUCAACUGGCUUAUUUUAGGUUAUGGGAGACAAGGAGAUUGGGCCAACGCGGAGAUAGUACUGGAUAGAAUGCGUUCGCAGCGUGUCACACCCAACUCGCAGUCCUACACAUUCCUGCUGGAAGCUUACAGCCUCUGUGGCCUUUUUGAGAAAGCAGACUCUCUGAGCCGCAGGAUGCAGCAAGAGGACAAUCUGAACAGUAUAUCUGCGUGCAAUGCUUUGCUGCGAUUGUAUGUCCGCUCUGGAAAACCUCAAGCCGCCCUUGAGGUUUUUGAAAAUCUCCUCACUGGUAAAAUCGGACGGCCCAAUCAAAGCUCCUAUACGGGGAUAAUUUCUGCUUAUGGCGAAGAUGAUUUAGUCAAUGAGAAGAUUUGGGAGUAUUUACGAGGUUUAGAAGCCUCACAGCUGGAAUCUAUGCAUGGCAUCUACACCGCAUUGCUGAGUGCUAUACCCAGGUGCAAAUCCUACAAAGAAGGCCAACAGUUUGUUGCAGCUCUGGGUAGACUAGAUUGUCCAAGUGAACUCUGUUGUAUCUUGACGGAUACUUUGAGCGAUGGUGUAGGAGAAGAGGUGGUGUGGGUCAAUCUAGCUGCUAGGUUUAGAACUAUAGAUCAGAACGGAUUCAAUCUCGAGACUCAAAGGAGUUUUCAAAACGCGCUCAUCGAUGCUCUUUGGUGGUUCGGGUGGGAACUGAGGGCUCUGCGAGUGGUAAAGAUGAGCAUGGACUUCGGAAUCUUCGGGAGAAGAGUUUUUAGUUGGCUUAAGUCAUCGGGCUGGACUGUAGACAUGCGAGGUGCAUCUGCUGGAGCGGCCCAAAUUUUACUCCUGAUAUGGAUCGCCCAAAUGCGGAAGGUAGUAUUGAAUGGAGGAAAGCCCUCUACACGCGUUAAAAUACUCGUUGCGGAGGAGUGGCAGCUCAUUGUGGGCGAGAACAAAGCUGCACGAGAAGCUCUUGAUGCUCACCUUGAGGAUUUAGGGGCCCCUUUUCCUGCGAUUGCAGGGCAGACCGAGGUGGAAGCAUCUGGGACUGCAAUAGAUGUUUGGUUGAAACAAGAGCACCUGGACAAGAAGCUCUUUUUUGUCGACUCUCUACCUGCCAACCAACGCUAGAUUUGCAGGUUUUGCUUCGGGGGCAAUCUCGGGUGUGAAGUACGAAGAAUUUUGUUUUGAGUCUUUCAAGUCAACUCAUUUAGAAAUUCAGGUCUUAGCACACUUCGCCCUUGCGCAGGCGACUUUUGUAACAGUAUACACAAGGUUCUCAUUCAUAGCAUUUGUAUAUACAUCACAUCAUAGCAUUGUAAAUGCUGAGUAUCCGUAAACAUAUUUCGUCUCUUUACCUCACAAUUAUUACGUCUUCUCAUGCGGGUGGGUCCCCUACUGACAUCAGGAGUUUAUUACCUUCACUACAAAUUUUGCAAUUUGAUGUCGAGAUUGGCAGUAGGAUUGUCACGAAUCACAGGAACAAUGUAUGUUGCUCGAGAAUUUCGAAGAUGGACAAGUUUGCUAUCAGGGUAUCAUUUGUUGAAAACAACGCCCUUGAGCAUGAUAUGCAGUAAUGUAUCUCUUUUCCAAAUUGCUCUUUAUGUGAAGGCGCUGAUGACGCUCUAGACCGAUAAAUCGAAGUGCACCUUAUUUUUUUCUCUCUAAAUGCCCUGCGCUAGGUUUGACCUGCCUUGAGUGCGGUGUGACUACCGUCAUUGUUGCUGUCAAGAAUGUUUUUUCAUGCUCAGGCCC